UGUUUUCUUUUUUCGUUUUUUUUUUUCGUUACUACGUUCAUUUUAUAAUCGCAAUGCUGUUGUAUGUACGCAAUUAAUUUAUCGUAGUAAAUUCGUUGGUCAGUCGGUCAGUCGGUCGGUCGGUCGGUCGGACGGAUGAUCGAUUGAUCGAUCGGUCGGAUGAACGAACGGACGGACGGUCGGUCGGUCGGUCAGUCAGUUGGUCAAUCAGUCAAUUAAUCGAUCGAUUACUCGAUCGGUUGCUCGAUAAAUUUUGCAAACGAUUUCAUUAGCGUCGUAGUGAAAAAUAAUUAAUGUAUUUUCAUGUCUUCCCUCUUAACGCUAUCAUCGAUGUUAUUAAACGAUAUCAAUCCAUGGCCUGGGUCAGAUACUACAAUUUUGACUCGUCAUUCUUGUUCCUGUUCUAUCCGUACGAACAGUGUAUCUUUCUCCGACAUUACUUCUUUCUCCGGCGGAGGGUUUGCUCACUCGGUGCUAUGUCUACGUACUCCCGUACUCAGGAGAGCGACGCGUGGGCCCUUCUGGCACUGAAGUCGGCACCGGCCAGUCCGACGAAGAUGCAGUGGAACCCGGAGGCAAAGGGUGCACCGAUUGCACGACUGGAGGGUCGCGAGUUCGAAUACAUGGUUAGACAGCGACGUAUCACUAUCGGACGUAACAGCAGCAGGGGUGAGGUCGACGUCAACAUGGGCCACUCCAGCUUUAUCUCGCGACGGCACCUUGAAAUAUUUUAUGAUCACCCCUUUUUCUUCAUGAUUUGCAACGGUAAAAAUGGUGUAUUCGUUGACGGAGUCUUUCAACGAAAGGGCGCGCCUGCCUUUCAAUUACCAAAGACAUGCACAUUCAGAUUUCCAAGUACAAAUAUCAGACUGGUAUUUCAGUCAUUAGUGGACGAACAGGAGCAGAACAAUGUACGCGUACCUUCUCCACCAAAACACAGAGCACCGUUGCCACCUUUACGUAUUAAUAUUCCGGAUACAGGAUAUAGCAGUCCGUUUCCUUCUCCCACUGGAACUAUCAGUGCUGCUAAUUCGUGUCCUGCUAGUCCACGAGCAGGACAGGGAAGAAGAAACAUAUCUGCGGACCUUCAAAUGGUGGCAGUGUACGCAGCUGCUGUUGCCAAUGAUCCUCAAAAUUCAAAUUUGGAAAGACACGAGGGUGGACAGAGUUCUAGCAGACAGAUAAGCCCCGAGCUAAGCGUGGACUCUAGAUACAGAGGUGGAAGCAGUGCCGGACCAAAUGGUACUGCAGCAAAUUGUAGUCCGCCAAAGGACGAUUCAAAACCGCCGUAUUCGUACGCGCAGCUGAUUGUUCAGGCCAUAGCGUCUGCGGCGGAUAAACAGCUCACGUUGUCCGGGAUUUAUUCGUACAUUACGAAGAAUUACCCGUAUUAUAGAACGGCGGAUAAAGGGUGGCAAAAUUCCAUAAGGCAUAAUCUUUCGUUGAAUCGUUAUUUCAUUAAAGUACCGAGAAGUCAAGAGGAACCAGGGAAGGGUUCAUUUUGGCGAAUCGAUCCUCAGUCCGAAGCGAAACUGAUAGAACAGGCAUUUAGGAGAAGAAGGCAACGUGGCGUGCCAUGUUUUCGAGCUCCUUUCGGUCUCUCGUCACGGAGCGCACCCGCUUCACCGUCUCACGUAGGAAUCAGCGGGUUGAUGACACCAGAAUGUCUGAGUAGAGAAACAUCGCCAGGCCCAGAAUCUUAUCCGGACAGUUCUGUACCUUCGCCGGCUGGUCAAUUGACUAGUCAAUCCGCACCAGGAUCACCCGGUCAUCCGUACGCGCCCUCGAGCCAGUCGUCUCAUAAGGGUCGUCUGAUGCAACAGAUUACCGUUGUCACGAACGGUGUUACGAGUGAUUCAGCUAGAGAAGAUAAGUAUGUUGUAUCCGGAAAUGCUGCAGAAGAACAUUCUCUUUCCCCGGCCGGUCAGUACAGUCCGGCUCCUGUUAUUGUACAAACGACGUAUAACUACAGCGGAAGUUUUAUUGGUCCCGACGCAGGCGUCGGUGUUUCAAAGCGUCCGCACGAGGAAUCGGAUAGUUCUCCAGGUUCACCGGCACCGCUUGCAAUCGUCGAAAGUCCCGAGCCAUCCGAACACCAACAACCACAGACGAAACGUCAACGCGUUCACGAUAUGGACGAUCAUUGAAUCGUUGUCCUAUGGCAUCGUUACUGUCGGUACAGGGAGACGACGCGAGCUUUCGCGCGUUCGUAGCAAGAAGGGAUUAAUUGUUGCAAGACGUUUGUAUAGAGAGGAUACGUCGGAUGAGAAACUAAGUACUUUGCCACGACGUGUAUCGAAGAAGCUGAGAAUCUCAUUGUCGAUAGAAAAGAAAAAAAGGAGACGUUGCAUUAUUAGAUCAGCCGAUGUCGUUCGCGUGUACGCAGAGAAGGAAGAGAAGCUAGUAUCUCCUGUCGUUCAAGAUGAAUUUUCUUGGUGGAACGCAGUAAACGAUAUUAAAGGAGCCUCGUGCAGUCGAGUCGGAGGACUCGACUUGUCUUUGUAAUUUUUCUGUACACGUGUUUCGUUGAACGCGCAACUAUCGCUGUAAAGGUUUGGCAAAAUCGGGAAAGACGUCGUGUUCCCGAUCAUUGUCGUUUAUUCGCCGAUCGAUCGGUAUCGAUGAUGCCGCUGUUCAUGUUCGUCGGGAUGCUCCGGGAAGCCGUAGACACGAAUCGUAGAUUGUAGUUGUGCGUACGAUUCUACAAAGUUUCUAUUUAAAGAACAAGCAAUAAUUUUACGCUGAAUACGUCGAUCGAAAUUUCUUUUUGACGUGCCUGUUUAUCUAACGAAGAUAUUAACGUACUAUAAUCACAAACAGGAAGAGGUGAUAGUAUUUUUGUUGCCACUUGUAAAUAAACUCUUAAACGAAUAAGUA
This is a messenger RNA of Osmia bicornis bicornis, 2877 nucleotides long. It is a transcript of the gene FoxK, whose product is annotated as forkhead box protein K1. The transcript is spliced from 7 exons. Gene Ontology annotation, molecular function: DNA-binding transcription factor activity, RNA polymerase II-specific; protein binding; RNA polymerase II cis-regulatory region sequence-specific DNA binding. Bases 294 to 2147 code for a protein of 617 amino acids. Lineage: Eukaryota; Metazoa; Arthropoda; Insecta; Hymenoptera; Megachilidae. Gene Ontology annotation, biological process: regulation of transcription by RNA polymerase II. The record is from RefSeq and is a predicted model, not a curated record.